AUGAGGCUGGACUCGGUGGUCUGUAUUCUCACGGUCCUGGCGGCCGCAGCUGAUGGCAGAUAUCUCUAUCCUGGUCAGGACUCUGCUGCACAGGCCGCCGAAGAUGAUACCGUUCCCGGCCCCGACUACAUCCUCCACGAGGAGAGGAAUCCGCUGACGGAGCGUACCUGGACGCGCUCCCACCGGCUACACGAUGGGACGAUCUUGCCCAUGCGUAUCGGGCUCGUGCAGCAGAACCUGCACCGCGCCGAGGAGUUCAUGAACCGCGUCUCGCACCCCUCCAGCCCGGACUACGGCAAGCACUGGACGGCCGACGAGGUCGUCGAGGCCUUUGCGCCGAAGCGAGAGUCUGUAGAUGCCGUCAUGGAGUGGCUAGCUGCGGAGGGCAUCGAGCGCCAAAGGGUCAGUCUGAGCCUGGCGAGGACGUGGCUCAUGUUCAACGCCACGGCGGCAGAGGCAGAGGCGCUCCUCAAGACGCGCUAUCAUGUCUUUAAGCAUUCGGUCCACGGGCAUUCGCACGUCGCGUGCGAGGGCUACCACAUCCCACGGCACGUGGUGGAGCACGUCGACCUGAUCACGCCCACGGUGCACUUUGACAGCCGCGUGGGCCAGGGCCGUCGGAACAUCCGGCAGGAGCUGUCCCACGAUGACGCGACGGAGCUGAAGCGUCGUUCUGAAGAGCCCACUGCCGCAAGUCUGCUUGAUCGCCAGGGACGCCGAGGCCACGGUCUGCUCGGACAGCCCGGGGUCGGCGGUCCAAAAAAGGGCGCGGUGGUGGAGAACGCCAUGCUCGACCUCAACAACUGCGACCGGAUGGUGACGAUCGAUUGCCUGCGGGCGCUCUACUCCACCCCGCCGGGCGAGACGGCGGUGUCAAACAACACGCUGGGCAUUGUCGAGUACACGCCACAGGCGUUCCUGCAGUCGGACCUGGACAUGUUCUUUGAGCAGUUCGAGCCGCGGCUCAAAGGCAAGCCGCCGAUCAUCACGCUGCUGGACAACGGCGUGGUGCAGCAGAAGAACAGGUCGUUCAACUUCAACGGCGAGUCGGCGCUGGACCUGGAGUUCGCCAUGGGGCUUGUCUACCCACAAAAGGCCACUCUCUACCAGGUCGGCGAUCUGAACCAGGCGGCUUCCUUCAACAACUUCCUCGAGGCCAUCGACGGCGCCUACUGCGACUAUGACGGCGGCAGAUCCGUCGACCCAAACGUGGACGCGAACUACUCGCGCAGGGUGGCGUGCGGCACCACGACGCCGACCAACGUCAUCAGCACCAGCUACGGCUACAACGAGGCGGACCUGGGCGUCAAGUACGAGCAGCGGCAGUGCGCCGAGUACAUGAAGCUCGGGCUCCGGGGCGUGUCGAUGCUUUUCUCGUCGGGCGACGACGGGGUCGCCGGCAACUCGGGCCAGUGCAUCGACGCGGCGACGGGCGCGUACAAUGACGGCUCCGACGGCUACUUCAACCCGUCCUUUCCGGCCUCGUGCCCCUGGGUCACGGCCGUGGGCGCCACGGCCAUACUCAAGGGGUCGACGGUCCACACGCCCGAGAGCGCAUGCGAGCGCAUCAUUUUUAGCGGCGGCGGCUUCAGCAACGUCUUCAAGAUGCCAGACUACCAGAAGGCCGCUCUCGACGAUUACUACAAGGACAAUGCGCCGCCGUACGGCCAGGAGAGGUACAACAACUCCCGCGCCGUCAGGGGGUAUCCGGACGUCAGCGCCAACGGGGCCGACUACGUGACUGCUGUAAAUGGCAAGUUUACGCUGAGUUACGGGACUUCUGCAUCCGCACCCGUGUUCGGCUCAAUCUUGACGUUGAUCAACGAGAAGCGCAUCGAGGCGGGCAAGUCGCCGGUCGGGUUCGUCAACCCCGUCCUGUACAAGCACCCAGAGGUGCUCAACGACAUAACCAACGGCAAGAACCCGGGUUGCGGAACGGACGGGUUCAACGCGGUCACGGGGUGGGAUCCGGUGACGGGGCUGGGGACACCAAAUUAUAAACUCAUGUUGGACGUGUUUAUGAAGCUGCCUUGA
Molecule: messenger RNA, 2034 nt
Organism: Pyricularia pennisetigena
Lineage: Eukaryota; Fungi; Ascomycota; Sordariomycetes; Magnaporthales; Pyriculariaceae
Exons: 2
Coding region: 1-2034 (677 amino acids)
Biological process (GO): proteolysis
Molecular function (GO): tripeptidyl-peptidase activity; serine-type endopeptidase activity
Source: RefSeq, a predicted model, not a curated record